AUGGUGGUGACCCAUCUGGCUCUGGAGCUGCGUUUCCAGGGGAAAAAGCUGAGAGGCUUCAAGUGCAAACUGACCCGCUCAGCCCGCAGCUUCCUGCCAGAGAACUCAUGGAUCAUUGCAGCCCAAAUCCUACUGCCUUACCUGGUGUCUGGCCUGGGGAUGGUGGCAGCAGGGAUAGUCAUGGAUGUUGUGCAACACUGGGAGGUGUUCAAGGAGAUCUCUGAGGUGUUUAUCUUGGUGCCAGCCCUGGUGGGUCUGAAGGGGAAUCUGGAAAUGACACUGGCAUCCAGACUGUCAACAGCGGCCAACACAGGGCAGAUGGAUGAGGCCCAGCAGCAGUGGAGGAUGGUGUUCUGCAAUCUGGCUCUCAUUCAGGUCCAGGCCACAGUGGUAGGAUUCCUGGCAGCAGUCGCAGCGGUGGGUCUCGGAGGUCUGACCAAAGGGAGAGUGGAUGUUAUCCAGGCUGUUGUUCUGUGUGCCAGCAGUGUCACCACUGCUUUCAUUGCCGCACUGUCUCUAGGUUUAGUGAUGGUGGCAGUGAUCAUUGGCUCCAGAAGGGUGGGCAUCAACCCGGAUAAUGUGGCCACGCCCAUCGCCGCCAGCCUCGGAGACCUCAUCACUCUGUCUCUGCUAGCUGGAGUCAGCAGCUUCUUCUUCCUUUACAGAGACAUAUGGUACCUGCCCUCUGUGGUGUGUGGCUUCUUCCUGUUCCUAGUCCCAGUGUGGGUCAUUAUUGCCAGUCGCUCUCCACCAAUCAGAGAGGUCCUGAAGUCAGGCUGGCACCCUGUCAUUUUGGCCAUGUCUAUCAGCAGUAUUGGUGGUCUGAUUCUGGAUAAAACUGUGAGCAAUCCAGACUUUGAAGGUAUGGCCGUAUUUACUCCAGUCAUCAAUGGUGUGGGGGGGAAUCUUGUAGCCAUUCAGGCGAGCAGGAUGUCUACCUUCCUCCACUACUGGAGCGUUCCUGGAGCUCUUCCAUUCAAAAUGAGUGAAAAGUGUCCUGGACCCUGUGCUGUCUUCUUCUCUUCAGAUGUGAACUCCGUAUCAGCCAGAGUCCUGGUCACCCUUGUUGUCCCAGGUCACCUCCUCUUCCUGUACACCAUCCACCUCCUGCAGGGAGGGCACACUGCCAUGACGCCAGCCUUCAUCGUGUGCUACCUGUUUGCAGCUCUGCUUCAGGUGGUGAUUUUGCUCCUUGUGGCCAGCCUGAUGGUGCACUGGCUGUGGCAAAGGGGCCUGGAUCCAGACAACUUCUCCAUCCCUUACCUGACAGCUCUCGGUGACCUGCUGGGGACCGGCUUCUUGGCUCUGAGCUUCAGACUGAUUCUGAUGGUCAGUUCCACUGAAACAGGAGUUUGAUACAGAAACAUGGUCCUGCACAUCCUGAAUGUACUGUUCUCUGUAUGCAAGAGGCCAAAACAAACUGAAAAAGUUGAUGGAAUAAAAGAAGGAAAGUGAGGCUAAAAGAAGGUGUUAUUUGUGCCUCAAGACUGAGCAGGUGAUGCUAAGCUAACUUAUCAUGAAAAGAAAAACUGAAUUCAGUUCAGUUUUAUUUAUACAGCACCAAAUCACAACAUUCAGCUCAAGAUGGUUUCUAUUGUAAGGUAAAGACCCUAGAAUAAUACAAAUUUGAGCUAAGAGAAACCUGUUCAGUGAACAUUUGCAUGUCUGCUGUUGUCUGUACAAAAGCACAGUUUGAUUCAUUCACUUUGCUUCUUAAAGAUCUGCUCAAGUUUGCCCUGCUCAUCAUCACCCAGCAUCACUGUUACCUCUUUCCCACUAACCCUUUCCCAGGUUUGCAAAUGAUACCAUUUCCUGCUAGUAGGAAAUGUUUGUGUAAGGUCCACUGCACAAAAAUCAUGGCUGACACAGACUGGGCCCCAUCUGAUUCAGUGGCUUCAUCUUGGGGCCCAGCAAUUUUGUGGUACCCACCUUUGGGCACCAGGUCUAGGUUAGAUGCUUACAUUGGGACCAUAUUGGUGGAAAAAGCAUAUUUCUGUUCAGACAGACUGCCAGGCCUUACAAUCACAUACAAAACAGCUAAUGGGCAGUAUUUUGCCCUGCUGCCAAUGAACUGGCUUAGUAAAGUUUCUGAUGAGGUCAGACAGAGGCUGAGUGGUCAGUUGGUACAUUUGCAUGUUGGGGAAAAUAAGCACAACAGCCACACUGUCAGAUUUGUGUAAAUUACAGCCUGUCGAGUGCUGGAGUAGGUAACGACUGGUUUGCUGUUUUGUCCCUAGUGCUUUUGUUACAGGAUUAUUGGUUACUAGUUUAAGUGUAACUGGCAUAUUCAAAUCGGUCGCAUAAAUAAUUCACAAAUUCAAAGCUGAAAUAUUAGUUCUUAAAAGUUUAUUACAACCAGAUCCAUAACAUCAAUAAAAUAACACCGUCAUAAAGACAGUUAAGAGGACUUUGUGGAGAAUGACUCUAGAUAAUACUAUGCAAGAAAGAACAUGAUGCCAGCUUAUUAACAUAUAACACUUUAAUACAGUCAGAAAGGAGCAGACUGAGGAGACACCCAAGGGCUUGACAUGUUUGCUAAAGAACAACUGAGCAACCAAUCAGGAACUACCUGCUAGCUUUAUAGCCACACUGAUUCAAAGUAGGCCUAAACAUGCUAACAGAUAUUGUUCCAAAUGCUGGUAUUAAAAAAAAAGUAAGCAGAUCUAUAAUUUCAUAACUGCAGCAAACAGAGGGCAUCACUGUGAUGAAAAAGUUUAAAUACCAAAUAAUGUUGGUAAGACUAACUUAUAAGAGUCUGCGUUACAUUCAUUAUAAGGUCCAAAUAAACUUUGCAACUUUACACAGACAUAUUUUUGGUCAAACAAUGUUCAAAAAUGCCUCCCUAAUAACAUCAUAGAGGACGUGCUGAGCACCGUUCUGCAAAACGCUGUUUAAGUGUGAGACACUAACUAGGACUUAGUGACUGAACACUGUGCAGUUGUAUGGACAGCAGCAAUGACACGACACCCAGAACAGCUUUUGUUUUGUAAAAAUGAAAUUAUUCAGUGUGUGGUAAUAAUUUACUCACAACAUACAGUGCUGUGCAAAAGUCUUGCAUCAGCCCUCAUUUCUUUAUGUUUUGCUUCCAUGGAGCCAGAUUUUUUAAAGUGGUCUUGAGCGAUAGAUCUCAUUUUCAGAGGAGUGUUUUUUUUUUGUUUGUUUGUUAAGCCACUUAACUAUGAAUCAUCCAAGCGUUUAAAAGGCACCAAACUCAAGGGACGAACCACUGUUGUGUCUACACAUAACAGAACCCAUUUUAAAUUGUAUCUUUAGGCACUUUGUUACUUGUAGCCUGUCACAAAAACACAUCAUUUGUUCCCAUUUCUGUAGUUGAAUCUAUGAAAAAUGCCAACGAUAACACAGUGUGACAGGCAUAAAACCAGUAUUUUUGCACCAACAAGGUGAAUCUCAAACAGCUGUUAAAUUUGGCACAUCUCUGCACGGUGUGCAACAUGACCUUUAACGAAGUGACAAGACAGCUUGCCGUCAAGCUCGUUACAACUACACAGACACUAUUUUUGCCUUAUAUGCUCUAUUUACAUGUAUGUUAUCACAUUUCAAAUUGUUGCAUCCAUUUCCUUAAACAAAAUAUAAAGAAAUGUUUGCACUGUAGUGUGUACCUAAUUUUUUUUGGUACCUCUUCACGCUCAGGAUUGAGGCACAAAUAUUAACGCUGUAGAUAAGCAGCUUGUAAAAAGAAAAUGGGGGAAACAGGUGGUGGAAAUCAGAAAGAUAAAUAAACACAAGGACUUGUUUUGCACUUUAGUCACCAUAUUCACCAGCUCACUGUGGUCAAUGUUUGUACUCUGUCCCCUGGAGUUUUGCUGGCCUCGAUAUCACUCGGCUUGGCUCCAUAGAAAUCAACGUCCAUUCGGAGUGCAAGCAGCGAGUGGGAGUGCUGUCGAACCGCUGUAGUAACUGUUGGCACAUCUGUACACCUGUUGUCAGCUCCUAAAUGUUACACGGCAAAUGAUUGUAUUCAGGCAAUAACAUCAUAUAUAACUGAGCGUAAAUGUAAUAUUAAGCUCUGCACAGUCUGGAUGAAUGUUAGAUUUUAAUCGUGCUUAUUUUUGGUAGAUUCGUGCCUUUUAAACCGUGAUGAGCCUUCAGUUGUUCUUGCCAAAUUUCAACUGGAUCUGUUAUUUUUUUUUUGUGCAGCACAGUGCCACCGAAUAUAGCCUGUUGUAUUUAACCGUUUUGUGUUCCAGGUAUUGACAGCACAGAUAUUUUUUUGUGCCACUUCUGUGAAGAAAUUAUUUAGUAUGCAUUUCUCUGUAUGGGGCCUUUUCAAUCGUUUCAUAUGCACUUUCAGUAAGAUGCUUGUCUUUAGUGGUCUGGAAACAGCCCUCAGAAACAGUAAGUAAUCCCAUUUCCACUGACAUCAAGCUUGACUGGACUUUGUAGUGCUGUUGCAUUUAUACACACUUCUAGAUCACAUCUUUCCAGUCAUGGUUUAUCAUU
Molecule: messenger RNA, 4461 nt
Organism: Archocentrus centrarchus (flier cichlid)
Lineage: Eukaryota; Metazoa; Chordata; Actinopteri; Cichliformes; Cichlidae
Product: solute carrier family 41 member 1-like
Exons: 10
Coding region: 1-1356 (451 amino acids)
Biological process (GO): monoatomic cation transport
Cellular component (GO): plasma membrane
Molecular function (GO): monoatomic cation transmembrane transporter activity
Source: RefSeq, a predicted model, not a curated record